AUGGCAGUCUCUGAAAUAUUCAGCUUAUUAACAAAAGUAUAUAAACGAAGAAUUGAAGUGCAAAAAGUUAUAAUGUCGAUUGCCUUCGCUAUAAAAAAUAAUGGAUGUAUCCCAACAGAUUUGGAACAUGAACCACACGAAGACAACAAAAUCCGAGUUCCGAGACAAGCCGUAGAUGAAGACGACAAAGGCAAGCUAGAGAUAGAUUGUAAAAUGGGCGAAACGGGACAAUAUUGUGCGUCUCGAUCCGAAUUUCUUAAAUCCGAUCAUGGCCAAUUGAUAAACUUUAGUCUCAAUUGUCGUAAGAACAACAAAGAAACAAGAUGUGUCGAACAAGCAGGUGCAAACGGAUAUGGCCUCAGCAAUGUGGCGCAUCUUAGAAUAAACUGCAACAAAGAGGUAUCAGGGGGUUCUAGAUGUAACGGUUGGAUUAAUUUUAGCAACCCUGCACCUAAUAGGACUUCAGUUGAUCCCGAAAGGACUAGGUUUCUGAUCCAUUGCUCACAAUUCGGUUUUCCAAAUCUCAACUGUGGCGGUAAACAUUUAAUGGCACCAAAGUUAGAUAUAAAGAGGGGGAUGGCAGGUUUUGACAUGAGUUGUGGCGAAAUAGAUCAUAAUGAUACUAUGACCUGCGUUAGAACUCCUAAAUCUCCGCUUGUCAGUUCACAUGAAUUUACCGGGUUUGAAAUAUGCUGCCAAAGCACAUCUCAUGACAAUACACGAUGUGAUGGAAGAUUUCAUGUCGCAAAACAUAACUCUGAUGCUAAAACAGCACUCAAACCGAGCACAUCUGUGCCUUUUUCUAAAAAUAAUAUAUCAUCUCAACUAACUACACCAUUUUAUAGUAUGCGAAAUUUAUCAUCAACUAGCUCCAACACACCACCAUACACGCUUUCGCCAGUGUCAUCUAUUAGCAGCUCCAAUACACCACCAUACACGCUUUCGCCAGUGUCAUCUAUUAGCAGCUCCAAUACACCGCCAUACACGCUUUCGCCAGUGUCAUCUAUUAGCAGCUCCAAUACACCGCCAUACACGCUUUCGCCAGUGUCAUCUAUUAGCAGCUCCAAUACACCGCCGUACACGCUUUCGCCAGCGCCCUCUACUAGCAGCUCUGCUUUUAUAAUAGGAGCGUGCGUAAGUCUAUCCCUUGGCGUUCUAAUUGUCUUUAUUGUUGUGUUUUUGUAUGUAAAGAAGGUUAGAGCGAAAAGACGGCAAAAGAAAGUUUACCAAAUGUUUAGAAAAUUAAAUGAAGGGGUAGCUAUCAACACCUGA
Messenger RNA from Vavraia culicis subsp. floridensis, 1272 nucleotides. RefSeq lists its product as uncharacterized. Lineage: Eukaryota; Fungi; Microsporidia; Pleistophoridae. The coding region runs from base 1 to 1272 and encodes 423 amino acids. The transcript has a single exon. The record is from RefSeq and is a predicted model, not a curated record.